AAAAUAAAAACAGAAGUAUAGGAAAUAGCGCCCCCUUCACUUCCGGAUUGCAAUGGUCCCAUUUCCAAAUAAGGUAAGAGACUGACAGCGGUCCGUCCCCGCCCCUCUCUGUUUGCUGCAGUGAGGUGUACUUGCAUUUCAGCAAAAAUGUAGAAGACCCGGGUUUUAUGUCUGAAAUCUUGAUUGACUAGAACAUGUGAAGGUUGCAAACAAGGAUUGUGAAAAGGAGAAGUCAAGAGGAGUGAGGACGUCUGAGAUGAUGAAGGUUGAAGAGGAUGAACCAGGAGGCUUGCAGCCCAAGAUACCUGCAGCAUCCACGUCACAACUGGAGGAAACAAAAGACAGCAAAGAUCUCAUUCAUCAGAUGUUGGUGAUCAAAGUGGUUCCUCAUGACUGGAGCCCGAGUUCGGAUCAGCAGGACCAAGAAUCCCCCCACGUAAAGGAAGAAGACGAGGAGCAGGGGAUCAGUCAGCAGGAAGAGCGGCUUACUGUGAAGAUUGAAGAUAAAGAGAAAAGUGAAGAUGAAGAGAAACAUCAGUCAUCAGAGUUACAUCAAAUGAAAACUGAAGACCACAGAGAGACAGAAGCUCUCUCUGUGGAAACAGAACCUAAUGGAGGGGACUGUGGAGGAGCAGAACCAGACAGGAACACAGGUCCAGGAUGUUCUUUUCGACAAAGUAAGAUGGCUAUUCACAGAAGAGAUCAAUCGUCUAAACUUUGGCCCAACUUUACGGCUCAGAUAGGAAUCCAAGAAGGCAGGAAGACGGAUGACAGCAGCCCUUGUAGUAAAAGUUUCAAACGUAAGAGUCAAGAUGAUUUAAACGUGACAACGCACCUUGCAAAGGGAGACCACAGCUGUGAUAUCUGUGGUAAAGUAUUUGUAGUAAAGCGAUAUCUUCAGACACAUAUGAGGCUCCACACUAAUGAGAGACCAUUUGCUUGUGAUGUUUGUUCUAGAAGGUUCCAUAGAAAGACAAAUCUUAAAAUACACAUGAUGGCCCAUUCUGGAGAAAAACCUUUUUCCUGUGUGGUUUGUGGUAAAAGGUUUAAGGUAAAGGAAAGUCUUAAAAAUCACAUGAAAAUGCACACCACAGAGAGACCAUUUGUGUGUAGUGUUUGCAGCAAAGAAUUUUUAAGACAAGAAAGUUUAAAAAGUCACAUGUGCAUUCACACAGGAGAGAAACCUUUCAUUUGUAGUGUUUGUAGUAAAGGAUUUUCACGACAUUUGGAACUGAAGAGACACAUGUCUGUUCACACUGGGGAAAAACCAUUUAUUUGCAGUGUCUGCGGAAAAGCAUUUUCCCUGAAAGAUCAUCUAAAGAAGCACAUGCAUGUUCACACAGGAGAGAAACCUUUUGUUUGUAGUGUUUGCAGUAAAGGAUUCUCACAAAAACAGAAUCUAAAGAGUCACAUGUAUGUUCACACUGGAGAGAAACCGUUUGUUUGUAGCAUUUGCAGUAAACCAUUUUCACGACAAGAAAGUUUAAAAACUCACAUGCAUGUUCACACAGGGGAGAAACCAUUUAUUUGUACUGUUUGUAGUAAAGGAUUUUCACAACAAAGGAAACUUAAGACUCAUAUGCGUGUUCACACUGGAGAGAAGCCAUUUGUUUGCGGUGUUUGUAAUCAAGGAUUUUCGCAACCCAGAGAUCUGAAAAAACACGCUGCUAUUCAUACCGGUCAGUUCAGCUGUCUUGAGUGUAAUAAACGUUUUGCGAAGGAAAUCCAAUUGGAGCAACACAUGAGACUCCACUCGAGGGAGAGACCAUUUGGUUGUGAUGUCUGUAAAAGCAGAUUUAAUCAAAAAUGUGUUCUUGAAAAUCACAUGAGAGUCCACUCAGGAGAGAAACCUUUUGUUUGUAGUGUUUGCAAGAGAGGAUUUGUGCGACAUGAAAACCUUAAGAAGCACAUGGGUAUUCAUCAGGGUUGCAAUUAAUGCACAUUUGUUCCUUCUGUUCAUCUGGGAUAUUUUAUUAUUGAUUGGUCUACAUGAUGAUAAACAGUUCCCACAGUCAAGAAUCUAAUGACUAGUGAAGUGUGAAUUUAAAGACCCUUCUGUCAUUAACAGCUCUACUUCACGAUCUCAAAAACUUUUGUAGAAUUCAAACCUGAACUGAAAUAUUCUCUGAUUACAGGUGUUGUAAUCAUUUCAGGGUUCUUUGAAAUCAUAAUUCAACUCUUAAGGACAAAUAAAAUGUCCACUUUCCAACAUGUCAGUAUUCUUAACUAAAUAGCCUAAAAUUAUUAAUCCAAGGCAACUCUAAGCAAAUGUGCUUUCAACUCAGUAUUUUUAUUUAUUUUAUUUUUUUCAGUUUUCUGGAAAUUUGUACCAGAUAUCUGGAGCAUAAAAACUGAAUACUGCUUCCCUGAUUCUGAAACUCACAUGGAGAAUUGCCUAGAGCUGUGAACAGCUAUCUGACUUUUUAGGCAGAUGUAUCAUGACAACGUUGCAGUUUAUCCAACCAAAGAUAAAUGCAUGAAUGAGUUUCUCUAGAUCUUCCUGGGACAUUAAUCCUUUUUAAAACUUUGAAAUGUUAAUCAGGUGAUAGAAGUUUGUAAUUGCCUUUAUGUGUCUCAGAAGGUUCAGAUUGCUACACCCAGAUUUUGGACAUCAUCACUCGUUUCAAACUGCAACAAUUGAAGCUUUGUGCCGUCUCGAUCAUUCCAAAGAUGACUUCUGUUUUGAUUCUAUUAGUUAUAUUUUAAGAUUGCAAAUCCUGGAAAGCCAGUUUUCUAAACAAUUUUUAUUGUAAGACAGCAAAACUACAAACACAGUCUCCAUAAAAUACAUUUCAACUAGUAUUUGCUUACUAUAAUUACUAAGGUACGAGAGUUCACUAAUGAACAGCAACAUUUAUUCUGACAUUUUCUUUUCUUCCAUGAGAAACUGGAAAUAGGAGAGUUGAUCUUUUUCAAGAACUGUCCCCUAAAAUGCAUUUUUUGUUUAAAAACACCAUUUUGUAACAGUAAUAAAGGUCAAACUUCUAUACAUAAUUGCUGUUUAUGCACACAUUGUUUGCAUUGCCCAUACCAGUGGUAGAGUAAUAUGUUGCACAAUGUAAUUCUGGUUUAAAU
Messenger RNA from Poecilia latipinna (sailfin molly), 3075 nucleotides. Its product is annotated as gastrula zinc finger protein XlCGF26.1-like. Gene Ontology annotation, biological process: regulation of DNA-templated transcription. NCBI's taxonomy places the organism in Eukaryota, Metazoa, Chordata, Actinopteri, Cyprinodontiformes, Poeciliidae. The transcript has 3 exons. The coding region runs from base 257 to 1936 and encodes 559 amino acids. The record is from RefSeq and is a predicted model, not a curated record. Gene Ontology annotation, molecular function: RNA polymerase II cis-regulatory region sequence-specific DNA binding; DNA-binding transcription factor activity, RNA polymerase II-specific.